AUGGCACGAGGAAGGCGUCGGAAAGAACAGAUCCAGGCGACGGUGGUGCAGAUGGCCACCACGACUCCUAUUGGACAACCAAGACAAAAUACGGCUGCGUCGAACACGGGAGAAACCACCAAGCAACAGAGUAACACAACCACUACUGGAAACCCACCAGUAGGAGAAGCGGAGAAUGAAAUUGAGCAGGAAACUGCAAAAUGGAGAAUGGCACUAAUUUUGUAUGUGGUCGGUGAUUCCCCAUCUAUUGGAACUAUUACUAGAUUUAUAGGGGCCAAUUGGAAAUUCUCAUACAAACCUAGAAUUUACUAUCACAAUGAUGGAUAUUUUGUUGUGCUGUUUAAUAGUAAUGCCGAUAAAGAGGAAGUGUUAUUUUCAGGACCCCAUACUAUCAACAAUAAACCACUGAUUCUGAGAGCUUGGAAUCCAUACUUUAACUUUGGGGAUGAAGUACUCAGGACUAUCCCACUCUGGAUAAGAUUUCCAAACUUGCCUAUGAACUGCUGGGGUGGUCAUACUCUGAGCAGGAUUGGUAGUGUGCUGGGGUGCCCUGUCUACGCGGAUGAAUGUACGACUAGCAUUGAGAGAGUGUCCUAUGCUAGAAUCCUGGUGGAAAUGGAUGUUACAAGGGCAUUACCCUAUACUGUUAAACUACAAGAUCCAGAGGGGAAUAUCUUUAUACAGGAAGUGGAAUAUGAUUGGAAACCUAGUUUUUGUCCUAAAUGCUUAAAGAUAGGGCACGUAUGCAAGCCUGCACCAGAAAGGAAGGAGCCUGCAAAUGAGCGACCUAGAGGGCCGAGACCAAGAGCAAACAAAAUGUGGGUGCCAAAUAAGGCGGGUGACCAGAUCAUUCAAGUAGCUACAGUAGCAGGGGACACAAUGAAUGUAAUAAAGGAUGCUUCGCAAACUAACAACCAAGUGCCUCCUGCACAAGAGGCAAAUGAGGCAAUGCAGAGUCAACCUAUUGAAAGAGGUGUGACACAAGCAGUUAGCAACUAUGAUCAGGUGCUAUCUACUCCUCCUGCUUCACCUGAAAAUGUAAUGCAAAGAAAGGAUGCAACUGAGCCUAUUCGGAAGAAUGCCAAACACACCAAUUUAGCAAGAGUGCCACAGCAGUUGAAGCCUAAUACUAUAAGCCAGGCCAGUAUUUUCAGUCCUUUGAUGGAUAAGAUUAAUAGAGAAAUACUGGACAUGGGGCUGACUACUAUACAUGAUCAAAGGACCAAAGGGGGUACCACAAACUCUUAA
Molecule: messenger RNA, 1248 nt
Organism: Lycium barbarum (goji berry)
Lineage: Eukaryota; Viridiplantae; Streptophyta; Magnoliopsida; Solanales; Solanaceae
Exons: 2
Coding region: 1-1248 (415 amino acids)
Source: RefSeq, a predicted model, not a curated record